Molecule: messenger RNA, 1661 nt
Organism: Megalops cyprinoides (Indo-Pacific tarpon)
Lineage: Eukaryota; Metazoa; Chordata; Actinopteri; Elopiformes; Megalopidae
Gene: ppt1
Product: palmitoyl-protein thioesterase 1 (ceroid-lipofuscinosis, neuronal 1, infantile)
Exons: 10
Coding region: 341-1255 (304 amino acids)
Biological process (GO): protein depalmitoylation; receptor-mediated endocytosis
Cellular component (GO): lysosome
Molecular function (GO): palmitoyl-(protein) hydrolase activity
Source: RefSeq, a predicted model, not a curated record
UAACAAGUACAAUAAUAGACUUGAGAUCUUUGGGGAUUUUAGGCAGUAACCACCGAGAGCAAAUGUCGCUGAUGUUGUAGAUAUUCAGGAAACAACGGCGUUACUCCUGGCUGCUGGCAUUUUGUUCAAACCAGGCCUUACUUGGUUUGCUAGUGUAAAUUCGGGCUAACUUCAGCCUCACUUUGCCUUGGCGCUAUAGCUAGCUGGUUACCAAGUUUGACACAACUGAAGCCGAAGAAUCUGCUUUAAAGCUUUUUAAGCCAUCCAGAAAAUAAACAGAGUGGACGAGUGUCAUUGAUAUCAAAGGACUGGUGCUCAUAAACCGCUUCAGUGUUCGGACAUGACUUCCUCGCCUCUACUGCGGCUUCUGUUCGGCGCCGGGCCGCUGCUGCUCCUUGUCUUAGGCUCGGUUGUGGGAUCUAACACGACCGUCCCGCUCGUUAUGUGGCACGGCAUGGGGGACAGUUGUUGCAACCCACUGAGUAUGGGUGCAAUUAAGAAGAUGAUUGAGAAGGAGGUUCCCGGAGUGUAUGUUUUAUCACUGAUGAUUGGCAAAUCCAUCUCGGAGGACACAGAGAACAGCUUCUUCAUGGACGUGAAUGCACAAGUGUCUUUCGUCUGUGACAAGCUGGCCCGGGACCCCAAACUUAAAGGGGGUUACAACGCCAUGGGUUUCUCCCAGGGGGGGCAGUUUUUGAGGGCGGUGGCUCAGCGUUGCCCAUCCCCGCCUAUGAAGACCCUGAUCUCUGUCGGGGGGCAGCAUCAAGGAGUGUACGGCCUACCCCGCUGUCCAGGAGAGAGUUCACACAUUUGUGACUGGAUCCGCAAGCAGCUUAACUCUGGGGCCUACAGCGACUUUGUGCAGAAACAUCUUGUGCAGGCGCAGUACUGGCAUGACCCCCUUAACGAAGAGCUGUACAAAACACACAGCCUUUUCCUUGCUGAUAUCAACCAGGAGCGGGCAGUGAACGAGUCCUAUAAGAAGAAUCUCCAGUCUUUGGAAAAGUUUGUGAUGGUCAAGUUCCUGAAGGACACCAUUGUUGACCCUGUGGAAACAGAGUGGUUUGGGUUCCUGAAGCCAGGUCAAGCCAAGGAGACUGAGACUCUUCAGGAAAGCGCUCUGUAUAAAGAGGAUCGUCUGGGGCUUGCGGAGAUGGACAAGGCAGGGAAGCUGGUGUUCCUGUCCUCAGAUGGGGAUCACCUGCAGUUCACAAGGGAGUGGUUUAAUGCCAAGCUACUGCCUUACCUGCGAUGAACUUACACACACAAUGUGGACAUUCUUGGGCCCACAAGCAAACGCGCACAAAAUCAGCUUCCAACAACGAUACACUGUAGGGUAUGUAUGCACUCCUAACCAGCCUGACUCAUCGUUACCUUAAUUUACAGUGAAUUCAAAGAUCAUUGCCAUUGCUCUCCUGUUUACUUGCUGUAAUCAGUCAUUGCUUAAAUGCACAGAACCUGUCUGCCUUUGUGGGCAUAUAACUCUUUUUUACUCUGUCUGUUGUACUGAAGAAUAAAUUUGAGAUUUUAAUUCAGCUCUUCCCAGAACAAUUAAAACCAGAAGACUGGCACAGCAAGAUGUGAAUGGACUAAAUGCAUUGACUUUAAAUCUUAGUUUUGUAUGUUUUUUGGAAAUGGAAAUAAAAUUGUACUGAAAUGUC